Messenger RNA from Lutzomyia longipalpis, 2243 nucleotides. Its product is annotated as phospholipase A1 member A-like. The transcript is spliced from 5 exons. Bases 686 to 2152 code for a protein of 488 amino acids. NCBI's taxonomy places the organism in Eukaryota, Metazoa, Arthropoda, Insecta, Diptera, Psychodidae. Gene Ontology annotation, molecular function: lipase activity. Gene Ontology annotation, biological process: lipid metabolic process. The record is from RefSeq and is a predicted model, not a curated record.
AGAACACGAGUGAGUUUCGCCGAGAGCAGUCGCGCGGUAGUUUCAAAUCAAUAAAAUCUUCUUAUAGGAGAAUCCAUUGUGACGACGUAAUGUAAUUGUGCCAUUUGUGGGGGCCCCCACACGUGAGAUAUAUAGAUUUGUGCGAGCAAAGGAAAAUUGGUCAAAUGUACGGUAUUGCUUUGAGCUCAUUCCGUGCGAGAUUGCGCGAGUGGAAUAUUAAGAGACGGAAGAGAGUAGCCUCCUGGACACCAUCCCGUGAAUUUUAAAGGCAACGGAAUUUAGCAUUACCUCUCACUUUAAUAUUUAUUUUAAACCAACACAGCCUACGCACUGAGAGUCACCACGGUCGUUAUUGUUCUUUCUGAUUAAAUUUCAUCGACACCUUGGAGGUUUGUGACCCCCCUUUUGGUGUCUUCUUCAUCAGUUGUGCCGCCACUCUUCCACACGAGAUCUUCUUCCCCACAGAGCCCAACAUUUAGAGACACCAAAACCAUUCGGGAAGAGGAAAGUGACGCGGUGCACAGAAAAGUGUUUGAAAAUGUGCACCCAACUGAUGCGAUAAGACUCUUUUUCGUUACAAACCAUCAUAGAACAUUCAUCCGCUUCAACUUUUUUCAUUCAUGGGAUUUUGCAACAAAGUGUGGUGGUCUCAGUGCCUGUGAGAGUGUCAAGAACGGAAGUGAUAAUGUUGGCGCAUGUGUUCAGAAGUUGGAUUCAAAUAGCCCUCCUUCUAUUUCUAGCUGUGAUUGCUUCCUCCAUUCCAAUCGCCGUGGAUCAGAGGAGUUCUCUAAAGUGGGGUCCAUGCAUUUGGGUGCGGGAUCGAAAGUGCCCGGAUAGUGACAUAAAAUUCUUCCUUUUCACAUCGAGAAAUCCGAGUGAACGUCAAUGCAUUUACGUGGACUCAACAUGGGAGAAGUCCAACAUAUCCACAUCUUAUUUCAACCCUCUACAUCCCACGAAGAUCAUCAUUCAUGGGUACAACUCAGACAUGUACUUAAACAGCCUUAUCGAGAUGCGAGAUGAAUACCUCCAAAGGGGUGACUACAACCUCUUCUUUGUGGACUGGAGUUACCUGGGGCAGAGUCCCUGCUAUGUAAUGGCUGUCCACAAUGCUGAUCACGUUGGAGCAUGUAUAGCUCAGUUAAUCCAUAGACUCCUGGAGACAGAAACAACAGACAUCCAUCUCAUAGGCUUCUCCCUUGGGGGUCAAGUAACAAACUACGUUGCAAAGCACGCAAAACCCUUCAGGAUACCCAGGAUAACAGGAUUGGAUCCUGCUCUGCCACUUUACAUCGGGGUGGGCAAUGACGAAAAACUCGAUCCUUCCGAUGCAUUAUUUGUCGAUGUUCUGCACACAAAUGCUCUGGUUCAAGGAAAAGUUGAACGAUGUGGUCAUGCGGAUUUUUAUUUCAACGGAGGAAUCCUACAGCCAGGAUGCUGGUCCAAUGGGCAGAACCCGAUUGUUUGUAGCCACCAUCGAGCACCAGACUACUACAUGGAGAGCAUACGGAGCUUUCGUGGUUUCUGGGGUUGGCAGUGUGAGAGCUACAUCAACUACCUUCUAGGAUUUUGUCGCCCAACCGAUAUCCUUCGUGAAGCAGGAGAGAAUUGCAAAAAUACAACGAGAGGAAUGUUCUUGAUCAAUACAAAUCCCAAUAUGCCCUUUGCAAUGGGCAAAUGGACGGAUAUCCUCAGCAAUACUGGCCUCAAAUCUAAUUUAAUUGAAGAAUAUCUAGCACCGAUUAAGCGGAAAAAUCCCCUACAGGACGAACUAGAUCAAUGGGGAAAACUCGAUGGGAAUUUCAAUAAUAUCAUGAAUUUCCCUACACCCCUCCCUCAGGAUCCAGCAAACGAUGAAUGGGUCUAUUUUAGUCAACACGGUACAAAACGCAUCACAGAACAUCUCUUUGGGACUCUCUUGGAUGAAACACUCGAGAGGCAGAGGAAUGACAUUGAGGAUAAUUCCCUGCAGGCAGGAAGUUUCGACGACGGAGAAAAACUCCAAGCAUUGACUGAAAAAUCCCCAAAUGAGCCUCACAACCCAAUACAGGAUCACAUCACAAAUCCCAUCAUCUACAGAGAAAAAGUCAUCACGGAGUAUGUGAAAAAUAUAACUGGAUACGAGGAUACGUUCCCGCUGCCACAAAACUAAAACAGUAUUUAAGGAAUUCGCGGACACAAUGCUUAAAUCUUCCAAACGAACCUGUAUUGAACAUCAACUGAAAUACAAAGUCAAAGCACGA